Molecule: messenger RNA, 1599 nt
Organism: Haemonchus placei
Lineage: Eukaryota; Metazoa; Nematoda; Chromadorea; Rhabditida; Trichostrongylidae
Source: the annotation of a GenBank genome assembly
AUGACUGCUGAUGUAGCCAAUUCAUGCACAGAGGAAGAUACCCAUUCUAGUUUGGAAGAUGGUUCAGAAGGUGAAGAGGGUGAGAUUCUUGACACCGACGAUUCCGGUUUCAUACCACUUUCUGGAGCAAAAGCUGCUAUCGAUGACGCUCAAGAAUCCUCAAGCGAUGACGAGCCACCUGAAGAGAUCUUGAACAGGGUUGCUAAGGAGAAAGCCGAGGAAAAUGGAUUGAUAGAGCCUGUACUAGAUCCGAAGUUGUGCGCGAUCUGUCAGAAAACUCCGCAUAAGUACAGGUGUCCAAAGUGUGACAUGAGGACGUGUUCUGUAGCUUGUUCCAAGCAGCACAAGGAAGUCAAAAACUGUGACGGUGUCAGACCACCUUUUCAAGCGGUUGCUAAGCUCUCACAGUUCGAUGCUGCGAAAUCAAUCCAAGAUCAACAGUUUCUUCAUACUGUUCAAAAUAAUUUGUCGUCGGUCAAAGGCCCUCCGUCAACUCACGCACAGUAUCAGCUUGCUCAUGCGGCUUCUUCAUGCUCUGGUGAAGGCAAUGAUCCUGGUCGAUCAGCGCAUGAUCGUAACCAAGGUGACGAGGAGAAUCUGGAACACAUUCGACACAAGGCGAAUUCGGCACAGGAGCGGUUCCUUAUACAAAAUGCCAUACGUCGCCGAAUCUGGCUCUCUUUCAGUGACGACAAAGGCGGCGAAGACUGUUCACGCCACGAGCAGUAUUCGGAUACAAUAUUUUGGUGUAUUGACUUUGUUUUCACUAAGCAGCUAGAAGAUGGAUCGGCAUCGGAAUAUUCUUAUCGUGUCCAAAAUAUACCUGAAACAAUCAGGCUUGUCACAGUCCUGAAACAAUUCCUCAAACCUCGGCAACACGGGUGUGUUGUUUCGAAAUCCGAUUUGGAUAUGGACAAAAUGACUCCUUUUAUUGAAGCUGGAAUAGAAAAUGUCAAUGGAUUCAUGUUGGUGCCCAAUUAUGAACCAGAGAGGUACUACGUAAUCAACUUCGAGAAAGAUCUUCUGCAUAAUACUCGAAAUAGAGUUAUUGUCAAUCAUCCAAGAAUUAUCGUAACCUUGAACACUGAGUUUAUUUCAUCACAUCAGCUAGUUUCGGAAGCGGAGGCCGAAGAAAUAAGAGAAAAGCAACGUCAAUCACGAGCGAUGGGCCAAGCUGCUGAGGAUGGUUGUGGAAGCGUGUUUCAUCACGGCGGUAGGGGUGGUGGUUUUCGAGGCGGACGCGGAGGACCUCGAGGAGGAUUCCGCGGUGGUUUUCACGGAGGUUCGCAUGGUCACAACAACCGUGAAGCGCAAAGAGGCGGCUCAAGAGGAUUCAGAGGCCGCUUCGAUGGAAAAAGGACGAGGAACUUUGAUGACGAUGAUACAGGUUUCCGUAGCAAGAGAGGCCGAGGUGGUAGAGGCGAUAGAGGACGCUCUCACAAUUACAGGAGUUUGGACGACGAAUUCGACCCAUUUGAGCCAUUUGAAGGGCCCGUCCGUCUGCCACGUUCUUAUUUGGGUAGCAAAGAGGGUAGUAAGUCAGAAAAUGGUACUGCUAACAGCAACUCAGAAAAGAAGGAUCAGGAAAACGUCGGUUGA